Cuscuta campestris is the source of this 1853-nucleotide messenger RNA. The record is from the annotation of a GenBank genome assembly. NCBI's taxonomy places the organism in Eukaryota, Viridiplantae, Streptophyta, Magnoliopsida, Solanales, Convolvulaceae.
AAACAAACAGCCCCUUAUUCUCUCUUUCUCUCUGUGGAAAAUCAGCGCUCAAUCCCCACCAUUCUAGUUUUCUGUUUCCUUUUCUUCUUGCGAUGUCAAUCUUAAUUCUUUGUUGUGAUUUUUCUAGUUCCUGAUUUUGCUGUUCAACAAGAAAGCAACAGUCUCCAUCCAUUGCUAGGGUUCAUGGAAUUAUAUCAUCAAAUUAGGAACAAUAAAAAAACAAAGAGGAAAAGAUUAGUUUUUGGGGUUGGCAGUAGCUCAAUGCAGAAUAAGGGAGGAGAAGAAAAUUUUCGACCAACGGUGCAGCAGCCUGAUUUUCCUUACGGAUCGAAGGUCAAACGAAGUUUGAUCAUGCCCAAAUUUUAGUAUGUUGUUCCUCACAUCAUCUUAUUCAAAUCCAACAGUUCAUUUCUCCUUUUGAUGCUCAGAAGGUGGUUCUCUUGCUGUGUUUUCAGACCUGCAUUUUUUUUUUUGAGUUUUUACUCCAUUGUGGUGAAUUUGUUGAUUGUUGUUGUGCCAAGGUUACUCCUUAAUGAUUGUAUUUGCCUCUAGUGUUUACUAGAGAGGAGAACUUGUUGUACCCACUUCAUUCUUGUUGAUUGAUUAGUGGGAGUUUACUUGUGUUGUUUUUUUGGAGUUCGUUGUUCCUUGUCAUAUAUAUAUAUAUGCAUGGUACCAUAAAAAAAUUGGCUGAAGAAUUCAGCAUUACAAGUAGAACUGUAAGCAGCAUUUGGCAGGCAGUUCAAGCUCAAAUCCAAGAAGGUCAACCCAUUGUUGUAGAGUGUAAGUGGAAAGGAAACUGUGACAGAAAAAAGAUGGCAGUGGACUUUGAAAAAAUGGCAGCUCUACCUUUCAACAGGCGCAAAAACAUGCGUGCAUUAGGCUAUGGAAUGGGGGUAUCAAAAUCUACAGUCCAUAGAUGGCUUAAGUUAAAGCAGAUUAGGAGGCAUUCAAAUGCCAUAAAGCCAUUACUGUGUGAACCAGCUGCUGUUGGUAGGCCAAGGUAUGGGGAGCAUGGGGAAGUUUUGUGGGAUGGGAAAAUAGGCAUAUUCCCAUUCAUUUAUGAAGCUGCAGCUCAAAGGUCAAGUAAAAAUAGGCCAGCAGGGACAAUGGAGGUCAAGGCAAUCCCAAUAAUAAAUAGGGAUGUUAUGAAAGAGAUGUUACUCACAGGACAUGAAGGACACUGGAAUAUUGAAUUGAAAUUCCAGCCUCCAAACAGCCCAGACCUAAAUGUACUUGACCUUGGAUUUUUUAGAUCUAUUGACACAUUGCAAGACCAAGCUGCUCCUAGGUCUUUGGCAGACUUAGUUCUUGCUGUUACUACAGCUUUUGAAGAGCUCUCACAUGACACACUUAAUAGAGUAUUCUUAACCCUUCAAGGUGUGAUGGGUGAGGUUCUUCAAAACAAAGGGGGGAACCAGUUCAAAAUCCCUCACAUGAACAAAACAAAGAUGGCCAGAGAAGGAACACUUCCACAGAAUUUAGGGGUCAGCCCAGAAGUGUAUCACACUGCACGAGUGUACUUACAGGGGCAUAUGUGAGUACCUUUUGAUAUGGUACUUUUUUUUGUUAGUGCAACAUGGGAAGGGAAGAGUACAAUGCCUCUAUGUACUUCCUAUUGACUCCUAUUGCACAAGUUUUUUGGCAGGCUAUUGACAAGUGGUGUAUCUGACUCAGUUGGAGUUCUACUUGCUUUUUUUGGGUUUUUGGAUUUUUGUAAUGCAAGUGUAGCCUGUAUAAUUAUCAGUAAUGUAGCAUCUGUAUUUAUCACUUGGGUGUAAUGUAGCAUCUGUAUUUAUCAGUUGGAUGUAAUGUAGCAGCUGUUUUUAUCAGAAUAAAUUUGAUAAUCAUUU